Entrophospora candida is the source of this 140-nucleotide messenger RNA. The record is from the annotation of a GenBank genome assembly. NCBI's taxonomy places the organism in Eukaryota, Fungi, Glomeromycota, Glomeromycetes, Entrophosporales, Entrophosporaceae.
CAUCAGAUUCUUCUAAUUCAGAUUUUAUUUUAUCAGAUGAAAUUUAUUCUUCAGAUUCUGAUGUUGAUAUUAUUCACAUUGAUGCUGAAGUAGUAAUAAAACAAGGGAAAGUUGGCAGAGUUUGCAGUGGAAAAUUAUAG